Messenger RNA from Caenorhabditis briggsae, 558 nucleotides. Lineage: Eukaryota; Metazoa; Nematoda; Chromadorea; Rhabditida; Rhabditidae. The coding region runs from base 1 to 558 and encodes 185 amino acids. The transcript is spliced from 3 exons. The record is from RefSeq and is a predicted model, not a curated record.
AUGACAGGCCCAUCGAACGACAAAGAUAAAAAGAUCUUUCAAAGAAGAAAUCAAUCCGCUUCGCAAACUGAAAAUCGAAAUCGAACUUCGGCCGCCUCAGAUAUAAUCCGACGACGUUCCAAUGAAGUCGCACCAUAUCGAGAUACUCCGAGACCCAGUUCUUCUACCGAUGUGGGACCUAGUCAACCGAUGGAUCAUAAUACAGAAACUCCACGGUCGCAAACGCCAGUGACACCGUCAACAGUUCGCGAGAAUAAAGAUUUUGUGAAAUCAGAGGAUCAAGCAGGACCGUCCAACAGACAAGAACUCCACUCUGGAAGAGCAGUGUCAGAAGGAAUAUCGGAUCCACUCGGAGCCGUGGGCCACCAGCCAACAGAACCUCAAGUCGACUCUCCUCGUGAACCAAUCCAACCGGUUAUUGAGAACAAUCAAGUGAUUGCAAAUCAACCAGUCGUACAAGUCAAUCAUAAUGUACCUGCUGCUCCACCAGCCCAGAAUGAACAAAACGAAUGUUUGAGAACAAUUGUGAAUGCUUGUUCCUACUGUACUAUUAUGUGA